GUGGGAACAAGUCGCCCAACAAAGCAUGUUACAGUGCAGACAUGACUUGUCCGUCAGACAGCGAGAAAAUCGUAAUAAACUGCGGAGGGGUGCGACACGAGACUUACCGCAGCACCCUCAAGACGUUGCCCGGUACCCGCUUAUCUUGGCUUACCGAUCCGGACGCGUUUAGCAACUUCGACUAUGACCCCAAAAUCGACGAGUUCUUCUUCGACCGCCACCCUGGCACAUUCACAUUCAUCCUCAACUACUACCGCACAGGCAAGCUUCACUGUCCCAACGAUGUGUGCGGCCCACUGUUCGAGGAGGAGCUCGCCUUCUGGGGCAUCGACGAGACGGACGUGGAGGCGUGCUGCUGGAUGAACUACCGUCAACACAGGGAUGCCGAAGAGGCGCUGGACAGCUUCGAGCAGCCCGAGCCAGAGGAGCCGGAAGACGACCUGGAGCUGACUGCGGACGGAGAGCUCAAGAGGCUGUGCCUGCACGAAGACGGACGCAAGAGGAGCUGGUGGAGUGUGUGGCAACCCUAUUUCUGGAAUCUUUUUGAGGAUCCGUAUUCUUCCAAGAAUGCCAAGCGUAGCACUGCGGUGCUGAUAGUAGCUGACUGCGCGCCGAUUUCUGCUGCAGCGCAACACACGAAGCAGCUGUCUAAAAGGAGAGAGAACGGGAAAGGGGGAGGUGGAGAGAUCGGGGGCUGUUUGUGCUAG
Messenger RNA from Oncorhynchus nerka (sockeye salmon), 707 nucleotides. Its product is annotated as potassium voltage-gated channel subfamily C member 1-like. Gene Ontology annotation, biological process: potassium ion transmembrane transport; protein homooligomerization. The record is from RefSeq and is a predicted model, not a curated record. Gene Ontology annotation, molecular function: delayed rectifier potassium channel activity; protein binding. The transcript is spliced from 2 exons. NCBI's taxonomy places the organism in Eukaryota, Metazoa, Chordata, Actinopteri, Salmoniformes, Salmonidae. Gene Ontology annotation, cellular component: neuronal cell body membrane; dendrite membrane; presynaptic membrane. Bases 42 to 707 code for a protein of 221 amino acids.